AUGACUAUAAUUUUAGCUUCAUCCGUUCGAGGAUUGGUGGUCAAAGUAGGCCAUGGCGGCCCACCUUCUUCCGAAACCAUUACAACAACAGUUGGUGGCAAUGACGAGGAAUUAAUUGAACAAUUUACAACCCUUGGUGAAUAG
This is a messenger RNA of Sclerotinia sclerotiorum 1980 UF-70, 144 nucleotides long. RefSeq lists its product with no specific name. The transcript is spliced from 3 exons. Lineage: Eukaryota; Fungi; Ascomycota; Leotiomycetes; Helotiales; Sclerotiniaceae. The record is from RefSeq and is a predicted model, not a curated record. The coding region runs from base 1 to 144 and encodes 47 amino acids.